AUGACCAAGUUUAGACCUUGCAUUGACCUGCACUCAGGGCAGGUUAAGCAGAUUGUGGGCGGCACUCUCAGCCAGGUGGCCUCAGAUCUGAAAACCAACUACGUAUCCAACUUACCGGCCAGCCACUAUGCUGAACUCUAUGAGAAGCACAAUUUGCGAGGUGGGCACGUUGUUAAGCUUGGACCAGGAAAUGAAGAGGCAGCUCAGGAGGCAUUGAAGACGUGGCCGGGUGGUCUGCAAGUCGCUGGAGGUAUUACCGAUAAGAAUGCGCAAUAUUGGAUCGACCAAGGUGCAGACAAGGUGAUCAUCACUUCAUUCCUUUUCCCUGGAGGCAAAUUCUCGCUCGAGCGACUCGAGUCAGUUCUCUCUGCUUUGGGUGGUGACAAGUCAAAACUGGUCUUGGAUCUGAGCUGCCGCAGAAAAGAUGAUACAUGGUUCGUUGCGAUGGACCGCUGGCAAACCAUCACAGAGAUGGAGAUCAACCAGGCAUCUAUCUCAAUGUUGGAACCAUACUGCGCUGAGUUCUUGAUCCACGCCGCAGACGUAGAGGGCCUGCAACAAGGCGUUGAUGAGGAACUUGUGUCGAGACUGGCUGAAUGGUGUACUAUCCCUGUGACUUAUGCGGGAGGUGCACGCCAUCUACAAGAUCUGGAAAAGGUCCACACGAGUAGCAAGGGAAGAGUGGAUUUGACAAUCGGCAGCGCGUUAGAUAUCUUUGGCGGCUCCGGAGUGACAUUUGAUGAGUGUAUUGAAUGGAACAAAACACAUUAA
Messenger RNA from Penicillium paradoxum, 771 nucleotides. RefSeq names its product 1-(5-phosphoribosyl)-5- ((5-phosphoribosylamino)methylideneamino)imidazole-4-carboxamide isomerase HIS6. Gene Ontology annotation, cellular component: cytoplasm. Gene Ontology annotation, molecular function: 1-(5-phosphoribosyl)-5-[(5-phosphoribosylamino)methylideneamino]imidazole-4-carboxamide isomerase activity. The transcript has 3 exons. Gene Ontology annotation, biological process: L-histidine biosynthetic process; L-tryptophan biosynthetic process. Lineage: Eukaryota; Fungi; Ascomycota; Eurotiomycetes; Eurotiales; Aspergillaceae. The record is from RefSeq and is a predicted model, not a curated record. Bases 1 to 771 code for a protein of 256 amino acids.